GGUGCCGCGGAGGGCGGGGCUAGGUGUGGGGUGGUGGCGGCGGCCAUGUCGCUGCAAGAGGACCCGGUGCAGCGCGAGAUCCACCAGGACUGGGCCAACCGCGAGUACAUCGAAGUGAUCACCAGCUCCAUCAAGAAGAUCGCGGAUUUCCUCAACUCCUUCGACAUGUCCUGCCGCUCCCGGCUCGCCACCCUCAACGAGAAGCUGACCGCGCUGGAGCGACGGAUCGAGUACAUCGAGGCCAGGGUAACAAAGGGCGAAACUCUGACCUAACUGCAGAAGGCUGGUGGGGAGCUGACCUGGAGAAGAUUGUGCAGCUGUGCUAGAGUUGACUGUCAGGAAUGUGAUUUCUUCAUUACUUCUUAUUGGUGACAGGACCGUAGCUUGUUUCUGCGAUGCAGUAUCCCUGCCUUCAGUGCAUGGCUCCAGGGUGACUCCAGAGGAAAUUGAUAAAAUGCAAAUGAGCAUGUUGAAUUCAGUGAUUUUUGUACAGACAGAUUCAUGCAGAUGUCAAGUAUUCCUGCACCCCUUAAUCUCUCUCUCAUUGCCAGCUGUGCAUGUAGAACGCCUACAUUUUGCAGCUGCAGAAUCUCUCUGGCCAAAGGUUGCUUUGGGGGAAGAAAACUUCUCUUGGGAGCUGACUGGCUGAGGAAGUGGGUGUCCAUGCUGUUGGCGGGCCACUCAUCUGGUGGUUUCAGUUCCUUUAGCAAACACUGCAACUCAUAUCUCGUAGCAAAAAUGUCAAAUUAUAUCCAUCCUUCCAGUCUGUGAGCAGAGCAGUAGAUGUGCAGUGUGUGAUUGGCGAGGGGAGACGGGAAUAGGUAAUGUGCCAAGAUAAACUCUCUGGGCAGGGUGGGUUUCAGAGCUUUCUGUGUCUUUUUGUAUUCUGUAGUGUCACAUGGGGGGUGUCUUUCAUUUGUGUUUCAACAAUAAACUGCCUCUGCUGAUGGGA
Messenger RNA from Mauremys mutica (yellowpond turtle), 952 nucleotides. RefSeq names its product probable protein BRICK1. Bases 46 to 273 code for a protein of 75 amino acids. The transcript is spliced from 3 exons. Lineage: Eukaryota; Metazoa; Chordata; Testudines; Geoemydidae. Gene Ontology annotation, cellular component: SCAR complex. The record is from RefSeq and is a predicted model, not a curated record. Gene Ontology annotation, molecular function: protein-containing complex binding. Gene Ontology annotation, biological process: actin filament organization; cell motility; regulation of actin polymerization or depolymerization.